GUGGCCAGAUGGAGCUCUGCUUUGAAGCGGCUGAAAGCUGCGCUCAGUUUAUCAGACUCGGUCAGGGUAACAAUGGGUCAACAACCCUCUGCGUUCUGCCUGUAAGAACAGGUCCUCAGCGUAAGGGUUUUCUAUGAAGCUAAAAGUCAGGAGGAGCCUGCAACCUCUUCAAGGAGGUGUCCUGUUUGCAUCUGGGGAUCUGCAGAUGUACAUGGGCUUCUAUUUCACUGGUUAUACCACCAGCAAGCUUGAUAGAAUGAGGGGCUACAGCUCUCUGAAGAGGAUGUGAGGCCUUGUCUUCUGUAUAGAACUCCCACCACUGUCUGUGAUCUGGUAUUGGACACAGAGGGAAUGGGCCCAGCUUCACUGCAGGACCAGGGGGAACUGGCAAGAGACUCCAAGGAGGCGAUGGAGAGCUACCGCUGCCUUCUUCAGGCCAGCUCCCAGUUAGAGAGCAUUCUACAGGAGGUGAGUGUCCCUGUGAGCUUGAAGGAGGUGGGAGGCUAUAUAGAGAGUCAGGUGGCGUACUUAUCAGGGGGCCGUGGGGAAGACUCCAGUGUCAUCAUCACUCUUCCAGAGUGUUCUGCAUUCAGUGACAUUCCAGAAGAAGCUUUAACCAAAGUCUUUACAUACCUCACUCUCAUCCCUCGAACGAGGCAACCAGGAGUCAAAUUUAUCAUCAUUUUAGAUCGAAGGCUGGAUACCUGGGCGUCCAUCAAAACAGCUCUGGCCAGAAUAGCAGCCUCCUUCCCUGGGAACCUUCACCUGGUCUUGGUGCUCCGACCCACCAGCUUUUUCCACCGAACCGUCACAGAUAUCGGCUUUCGCUUCAGCCAAGAUGACUUCAUGCUGAAGAUGCCAGUGGUGAUGCUGAGCUCUGUCACAGACCUGCUGCGCUACAUUGAUGAGAACCAGCUUACAUCGGAGUUUGGAGGCACUUUGGACUACUGUCACAGCGACUGGAUCCUUUUAAGAACUGCAAUUGAGAGCUUUGCUGUUACGGUCAAGGACAUCGCCCAGAUGUUGCAAAGCUUUGGCACUGAGCUGGCAGAGACAGAGUUGCCCGAUGAAGGGAAAAUCAUUGAGAACCUCCUUGAGACUCACACAGAGAAGUACAGAGAGCUCAAAGAUGCCAUCAGGUCAGUUUCAAAGGAGGGUCGCAACCUUCUCUCCAGCUUGGAGACCACAGGGAAGCAAGAUGACGCCCAGUGGGACAUCAAGCUGGACUGGGAGACAGUAGAGAGGCUUCUUGCCCAGCUCAGAGACAUGGAGUCUGCCUUUGACGGCUUCUUUGAAAAACAUCAUCUGAAACUCCAUCAGUACCUUCAGCUGCUCAGAUAUGAGCAAAGCUUUUCUGAGAUGGACUUGUGUCUGGAGCACCUCAUGAAUCAGGAGAAAGAGUUUUCCACAAAGGUGAGCACUUUGGCCCAGACAGAGCAGGCUCUCAAAAGGAUGGACAGUCUGGAAUCUAAUGCACAGGAGGUGAUGUCUCGAGCUCAGAUCCUCAUCCUCCACGGACACCAGCUGUCAGCGGGUCACCACUAUGCCAUGGCUCUCAUCAUGCAGCGCUGUAACGAGCUGCGUCACCGCUGUGAUACGCUCUCCACUGCUCUCCAGAGCAAACACUCUAUUUUCCUGCAAACACACCAGCUGCUGUUGUGUCUUGGACAGGUCCAAACAUGGUGUGAUGAAGGGGCUUACAUGUUGGCCAAUCAGCUAGUAGAUAAGUCCCAGUCCAAGGAGGGGGCCCAGGCAGCUUUAAGAGACAUCGAGAGGUUCCUAGAAGGAGCGCCGCCUAAUUUAAACUCAGGUCCUGACAUCUUGACCAUUGAGUAUGAGGCUGUCUUAACACCUCAGCUUCAGGCCCAGAUUAGCAGAACGUUUGAGAAGCACGCUGCAGUGCAGCAGAUGAUUCAGAACCGGCAGGCUUGUCUGAGGAAGCUGGCAGAUAAACACGUGAGACCAAUCCAGCUGGUGGCCCCCAGACCUGAAAACCCACCACGUUCCAAAUCCCCACUCUUCUCUCCAAAGCAUGGUGAUGGUUUGAAGUUCACGUUUGACAUCUCUCUUCCUGGAAAGAGAUCUUCACGAAAGAGUCCCAACCCCAGAAAGAUAGAGGUCAUCCAUGACUUCCAGGAGAGUCGCAGCUGCGUGGCGUACAGCGUGGAUGGAGACGACAGUCCGGACCUUUUGAAGCGCCACGUCAUGAGGGAGCUGAUAGAGACUGAAAGGAUCUAUGUGGAGGAGCUGCUAGCAGUGCUCCUGGGAUACAGAGCUGAAAUGGACAACCCCAUGCUGUCGGGGCUCCUCCCACCAAUUCUGCAUAGCAAGAGAGAUGUACUCUUUGGAAACAUGCCAGAGAUCUACAAUUUUCACAGCAGGGUUUUCCUUCAGGAGCUGGAAGGAUGCCUGGAGGCUCCAGAACGCGUUGGAGCAUGUUUUCUCCAACGGAAAGAAAGCUUCCAGAUGUAUGAAUGUUACUGUCAAAACAAACCCCGAUCCGAGUCACUGUGGAGACAGUUCUCAGACUGCAGCUUCUUUCAGGAGUGCCAAAAAAAGCUAGAGCACAAGUUGGGCUUGGACUCUUACCUGCUGAAACCCAUCCAGCGCCUCACCAAAUACCAGCUGCUGAUUAAGGAGCUGCUUAAGUACAGUUCAGACUGCGAAGGCACUUCUGAGCUGCAGGGGGCGCUGACGGCCAUGCUGGACCUGCUCAAAUCAGUCAACGACUCUAUGCAUCAAAUUUCCAUCACAGGAUACGAAGGGGACAUCUGUGAGCUGGGCCGGGUGCUGAUGCAGGGCUCUUUCAGCGUCUGGAUCAGUCAUAAGAGAGGUCCCACACGCAUGAAAGAGUUGGCUCGCUUCAAACCUAUGCAGAGACACCUCUUCUUGUAUGAGAGAGCUCUCCUGCUGUGCAAACGAAGGGAGGAGCAUGGAGACGGCAUCGACAAGACCCCCUCAUACAGCUUCAAGCACUGCCUGAAGAUGACUGCUGUGGGGAUCACGGAGAACAUCAAGGGAGACGUGAGGAAGUUUGAGAUCUGGUACAGCGGCAGGGAGGAGGUUUAUGUGGUCCAGGCUCCUUCAGUGGAGGUGAAGAUGGCCUGGCUCAAUGAGCUCCGCAAAAUCCUGACCCACCAGCAGAAGCUGCUUAGAGCUGAAGCAUACCAACAUGGCCAGGUGGUUGAACACAUCCCGCUGUCUCCUCAUCUUAACGAGAGCAGCAAGCAGCAGAGAUUAUCAGUCAGCUCAGAAGAGACUGAAUCCGGGAAGAGCAGCCCAGACCCCCAACCACACACCCCCAAACACCAGCACAACCGCAGGAGCUGGCCCGGAGCUCACCACUCGGUAGACAUCUGUGAGGGUCUGGAGGACUGGUCUGGAGAUCAGGACGUCUUUCAACUGACUGAGGACACCUCUUUGGUGCAACUGUCUCCAGGCAGAUACCGGGCUUUGGCUGAUUGUUCUCAAAACGGUCCUGACAGCAUCAUCAUCAAAUGCGGAGACAUGAUCCAGCUGCAGUGUGAAGACAGCAGGGGGCGCUGGCUUGUGAGGAAUUUGAGUCAGCAGCAGGAGGGCUUCAUAGUGGCUGCCAACCUGCAGCUGGUUAUUGGAGGCAGCAGCCGAGAACAUCCGUUCAGGCUUGGGGACCCGGGGCACCUCAAGGUGAGAAAGCUGAGCUCCCCAUAGAGAUAAAAUCCUAGAAACUCACGUCUAUGUGUGGAGGAUGAACUGUCUGAAGGAAAAGACUGACUCACAACUGAAGGAGCACCCCCUCACAUACUUCUGGAUAUCCUCUGCGCACUUCAAAGACAUAACAUUUAAAAUCAGCAGCCUUGUGAUUCUCCCUCGGCUCUACCUGACAGUCUUUUAAAGAACGUUUUCUGCUGGUGAAGGAGCGUGUCGUUUCGGACAAACACUAGACUGAACUUGCAUCUGUCUUUAGCGGCUGGCAGUUGUCGUCUUGUCCUUCAUCACUCUGAAGUUCUGCUGGGCCACCUCACUAACUGUUGCAGAGACAUAACCCAGGAUUUGCCUGAAACAUUUCUUAGAAAGAGACUGUUGUACAUAUGGUGUCAUUUUUACAUUGAACAAAUCACAUUUUAAUUGUUUGUUUUCUUUUUUUUUGUUUUUGUUUUUGUUUUUUUGCAUUAUCCAUUUUUCUGAACAGGUCGAGAGUUAAAAUGCCAAAAUGUGCCAUGCCAUAAUGCCUUUUUAUCCCUGCUCUUAUAGGGUCUCUUGUAUGUUUGUAAAAUCAAAUGCUCUGUUUGCUUUUCAGCUGACCUCGAGAACAUUCAGUAGGCACAUUAUUUGCUUGAAAUCCACAGCCUGUCUGAAUGUGUUCUCUGCUAGCUGCUCUACAAACUCUGUCUGCUGUCGACUCUUCGUGGUUUGCUGUGUUGGGGUGGGGAAACGCGUCCUGUGUGGAAGCAGGAAGCAGCUGACACGACCCUGACGGUGAUGUAAGACACAAAAGAACGUGACAGAAUCUGAAGUGCCGGAGACGAACGAGAUGUUGCUUCAUUUACCAUGAGUAUGGUCUCAGAGCUUUCUGUCAGCGCAGACUGGAAGGAACAAGAUGGGGAUGCUGCGUCUCCUCAGUCACCACCCAAACACAUCGGCUCCUCCUCAAGAUUAGGAUCUUCACAUCCUCAUUAAAAAAGGAUCAUACAACAUACAUGAAAAAUACAGAACACUUAGUUAAAUAUUGAUUUCAGCCUUAUAUGAUUUACCAGAUCAAAUCGAGACCCCUGUUGGAGGGCCGCCUUUGAUUCCCGCCCCUUUGAUGUGGAAAUGAGUCCAGAAAGCAGCAGGGGCCACGCCGCACCACUUUAACUGCUCAAUUAUUUAUUUAGCUCCCCCGUUGUUCCUUCAUUUCAUGGGACAUCUACAAUAUUUACAUCUCCACAUAUUUACAAACUCACUGUCAAUGUUUUUUUGUUUUUUUUUUGGCUCUCAUCGUCACAGUCAAAUGUUGUCAAGUCAAUCCAAAAUGCUGCAGAUUUUGCACAGACGUUUUUUCCAGUGGUGGAAAUCGAACAUACCAUACAAAUAUGAAACUUUGAGGAUCUUUAUGAGCCAAGUAGCUUGAGCUUGCUGCUAAACUUUUUUGCACGCCGGCUGAAUGAUGAGCUGGUUCUUGUAAGGCAGUUUCCUGCUCUGCUCCUUUUCCAAAGCUUUAAAAUGUAAUCCGACAAAAGGAAGAUGUUGCAGACUUUUGUUUUUUUUCUUUCAUUGAGCAGCUCCGAUAAUUAAAAGAUUGAACGUAGUUGGAUAAAACCUUGUGUUUUAGACAGUAAAACUAUGCAAGAAGUCUUUGGAUUCUCGGACAUUACCUCAGUUACAAAUAAAAAAUACUCUCCUGGAGUUAAAAGCGA
Oryzias latipes (Japanese medaka) is the source of this 5378-nucleotide messenger RNA. RefSeq names its product MCF.2 cell line derived transforming sequence a (gene mcf2a). The record is from RefSeq and is a predicted model, not a curated record. NCBI's taxonomy places the organism in Eukaryota, Metazoa, Chordata, Actinopteri, Beloniformes, Adrianichthyidae. Gene Ontology annotation, biological process: intracellular signal transduction; dendrite development. Gene Ontology annotation, molecular function: guanyl-nucleotide exchange factor activity; protein binding. Gene Ontology annotation, cellular component: cytoplasm.